UAAACCCUCCCUCCCUCCUCUCCUCUCCUCUCUCUCUCUACCUCCUCCACCCAUGGCGCCCAAGCGUGCCUCCACGCGCAAGCGCGCCGCCUCCGCCUCCGCCGACCCCUCCUCCGCCAAGCGCACCCGCAGGCCCAAGGUCAAGGAGGAGGAGGAGCAGCUGCCGCCUCCCCAGCCCGUGGAGCUGCUGGAGGAUGACGCCUGCAAGGAGGAGCCCGAUGAGGAGGAGAUGGCCCUGGAGGAGGACGACGAGCAGCUGCUGCUGGACGACAAGGACGCCCCCGCCCCCGCCCGCCCCGCCAACAAGCGGGUCGCGCAGCCCAGCAGGGUCCGCCACAGCAGGGCCGACGGCGACCACGAGCCGGAGUUCAUCGGGGAGCCCUUCCCCGCCCACGAGGCCCGCGCCAAGUGGCCGCACCGCUACCAACGCAACGGCAACGCCGCCGCCAGGAGGCCUGAUGAGGAGGAGGAGCUCAAGGCGCGCUGCCACUACCGCUCCGCCAAGGUCGACGGCAUCGUCUACUGCCUCCACGACGACGUCUAUGUCAAGGCCGAGGAAGAUAAAGCUGAUUACAUCGGCAGGAUAACUGAGUUCUUUGAGGGGACUGAUCACUGCCGCUAUUUUACCUGUUGUUGGUUCUUCCGCGCGGAGGAUACAGUGAUCUCAUCGAUGAUGAUGGAGAAUGUUCAUGAUCAUAACCAUGAUCUCAAGCGUGUUUUCCUUUCUGAGGAAAAGAAUGAUAAUGUGCUUGACUGCAUCAUCUCAAAGGUUAAAAUCGUACAUAUUGAUCCAAAUAUGGAUCAUGAAGCCAAAUCUCAACGGGUGGCAGAUUGUGAUCUGUACUAUGACAUGUCAUACACUGUUGCUUAUUCAACAUUCGCUAAUAUCCCACCUGAAAAUGGAGCAUCGGGUAGUGACACUGCAUCAGGAAUUUCUUCUGAUGACAUGGAUUCGUCUAGAGGCAAAGUUGCCUCUGAUUCAGAGGCAUCAUCUUCAAUGGGAAAGGCUACACUGCUUGAUCUCUACUCUGGUUGUGGUGGUAUGUCUACUGGUCUUUGCUUGGGUGCAGCGCUUGCUGGCCUGAAUCUUGAAACGCGAUGGGCUGUUGAUUUCAAUAGUUUUGCAUGCGAGAGUCUCAAAUACAAUCACCCAAAAACUGAGGCCCGGAAUGAAAAAGCUGAUGAGUUUCUUGCUCUUCUUAAGGAAUGGGCUAAACUCUGUGAUGAACAUGUCAAGAAUAAUAUAUGUUCUGAUCCGGCUGGUUCCUCAGAGAAUGAGGAUGAUGAUGAUGAACCUCUUGAAAAAGAUGAAUUUGUUGUUGAAAAGCUAUCUGGAAUCUGCUACGGUGGCAGUGAUAGAGAAGAUGGCAUCUAUUUCAAGGUACAAUGGAAAGGCUAUGGCCGUGAAGAGGACACUUGGGAGCCUAUUGAGAACCUCAGUGCUUGCCCACUGAAAAUUAAAGAAUUUGUUCAAGAUGGAUACAGGCGAAAAAUCUUGCCUCUGCCAGGUGAUGUUGAUGUUAUCUGUGGUGGCCCACCAUGCCAAGGAAUUAGUGGGUUCAAUCGGUUCAGAAACCGCAACGAGCCACUAAAAGAUGAGAAAAACAAACAGAUGGUGACAUUUAUGGAUAUUGUUAAAUAUCUGAAGCCCAAGUAUGUCCUCAUGGAAAAUGUGGUGGACAUACUAAAGUUUGCUGAUGGCUACCUUGGAAGAUAUGCUCUGAGCCGCCUGGUGGCUAUGAACUACCAAGCACGACUUGGAAUGAUGGUUGCAGGCUGUUAUGGCCUUCCACAGUUCAGGAUGCGGGUGUUCCUAUGGGGAGCUCUCCCUACCAUGGUGCUCCCAAAGUAUCCACUUCCCACUCAUGACGUUGUUGUGCGUGGAGGUGCCCCAAAUGCUUUUUCUCAAAGUAUUGUUGCAUAUGAUGAAACACAGAAGCCAACACUGAAAAAGGCUCUACUUCUUGGUGAUGCAAUUUCUGAUUUGCCAGAGGUAAACAACAAUCAGCCUAAUGAAGUGAUGGAAUAUGGUUCUUCCCCAAAAACAGAAUUCCAGCGCUACAUCCGGCUAAGCCGUAGAGAAAUGCUGGACAAUUCUUUUGAAGGGAAUGCUGGUCCAGAUGUUGGCAUGCUUUUGGAUCACCAGCCCUUAAAGCUAAAUAAUGAUGAUCACGAGCGCGUGCAACAAAUCCCAGUAAAGAAGGGAGCCAACUUCAGGGACCUGAAAGGUGUCAAGGUUGGGGCUAACAACAUUGUGGAGUGGGAUCCAGAUAUCGAUCGUGUGUACCUGUCAUCUGGGAAACCUUUGGUUCCGGACUAUGCAAUGUCUUUCAUCAGAGGGAGAUCGUUAAAGCCAUUUGGGCGCUUGUGGUGGGAUGAGACUGUUCCUACCGUUGUGACCAGAGCAGAGCCACACAAUCAGAUAAUAUUGCACCCAACUCAGGCAAGAGUCCUGUCUGUCCGGGAGAAUGCAAGGUUGCAAGGAUUCCCAGACUACUACAAGAUGUUUGGUCCUAUAAAGGAGAAGUACAUUCAAGUUGGUAAUGCGGUGGCUGUCCCUGUUGCUCGUGCAUUGGGCUAUUCCCUUGGGCUUGCAUACCAGGGUGACUCGGAGGGGAGCAGCCCUCUGUUUAUCCUGCCUGAUAGCUUCACCGCAGUGGGGCGACAGUUAGCUCCAGCAAGAGCUUCUUCAGUCGGUAUUCCUGCUGGGGAGGUUGUUGAGCAAUAGAACUCAUGGGUAGAGUAGAUCAAUUCUUUGGUUUGGUUCGAUUCGAACCUGAUCUGGGAGCAUGUUAGUGUCAUGUGAUUAAUGUUAUGGGUGAUUGAUUUAAUGCUGUAAAACUGGUGGCACUCCCUACUAGAGUGCUUGUUGUACUUGUAGCAUGAUUCAAAACAUUCAUUCAUCACAUUCUAGAGUUUAUCUUGUACCUUUGUCCAGAUAGAUUCUGUGUGCAUUUCACUGCAGAGGCUGGAAGUAGAUUCUUCCAUCCCUGCUUGUUGCCCUCAAGUC
Messenger RNA from Oryza brachyantha (malo sina), 3010 nucleotides. Its product is annotated as DNA (cytosine-5)-methyltransferase CMT3-like. Gene Ontology annotation, cellular component: nucleus. The transcript has 20 exons. The coding region runs from base 53 to 2728 and encodes 891 amino acids. The record is from RefSeq and is a predicted model, not a curated record. Gene Ontology annotation, molecular function: chromatin binding; methyltransferase activity. Lineage: Eukaryota; Viridiplantae; Streptophyta; Magnoliopsida; Poales; Poaceae.